This is a messenger RNA of Cimex lectularius (bed bug), 2896 nucleotides long. It is a transcript of the gene Son, whose product is annotated as protein SON. Gene Ontology annotation, molecular function: RNA binding. The transcript has 13 exons. Gene Ontology annotation, biological process: regulation of mRNA splicing, via spliceosome; regulation of cell cycle. Lineage: Eukaryota; Metazoa; Arthropoda; Insecta; Hemiptera; Cimicidae. Bases 267 to 2798 code for a protein of 843 amino acids. The record is from RefSeq and is a predicted model, not a curated record.
CUGAUUCUUAAAAACAAAAUGGACGCUGGCAGCGGACGUCGGCCUGUUUGUUUUCCGAUUUUAACCCGUGAGAGUGAGACUGAUGUCGAUUGACUUACACCCCAAGCCGAGUAAACUAUAAAUAUAAUUUGUUAUUAAUUCAUACCAGUCAUAAUUUGUUGAUAUUAAUUCUAUAACGCGCAACCCGACUAUUCGUGUAAGUCGGUUCAGAAUUCAGAUGCCGUCGUUUUAAUCAGACCGAUAAAAAAAUACAUAUUCGAUGUGAAAUGACCGAAGUGAGCAAGACGUCGGACGAGAUCCUCAACGAGCUUUUCGAUUCGAUCAACGUCCUGCAGAAAGCUGAAUCGGACACGGACGAUACGACCGCAGAGAAGAGGACGAAGAGGAAGUCGAAGAGGCGUCGCAGAGAAGAAGACAAGGACGGUAAGAAGUCCAAGAGGAGAAAAAAACACAAGCACAAGAAGUCCAAGUCCAAGGAGAAAAAGAGAGACAAAGACAAGAAAAAGCAGAAGAAGGAAAAAGACGAUAAACGGCCUUGUGAUGAGAGCCGAGACCAGUCACCACCCGAUGAAGCCCGGCCUGUCGACGAGAUUCCCCUGCCGCCGGCUGCCAGCCCGAAAAAAGACGACAAAGCGGAACUCGACGCGGCCAAAUUUGAAGACUCGGAAUAUCGUUCUGAAAACCGGGAUCAGAACACUGCCAAAUCGCUCAUCAACUCGACUGAAAAGCCUAAAAUGUCAAUUAAAAUAACUAAUCUGAAAAACAGCAACUUGCUCGAAAUAGCUGAAGAGAGGGCCAAGCUAAUAGCAGAAAAAUCGGAAGAAGGUGAACUUAGUACGAGCGAAGAAGAGUCAUCGGCAAAACAUAAAAAAGUUUCCUCCAGUUUGGCAAGUCUGAAAAGCUCUGGAAGUUCUAGUGCUCAUAGGGAUAGUUUUGGUCAUGAAAACAAUGGAAAAGCAGAAAAAGAUAGACGCCACAGUGAAAAAUCAAAUCACAAAGUCAGAUCGAAAGAGUUGUCCAAAGAAGAGGUGUCUCCUAAAAAAUCAAAAGAUGAAAGUGAAAAGUCGACUGAAAGAGACCCCUCAAAAGACAAAAAAUCAAGUCGAAAGCGUUCCCAUUCCAAGGAGUCGAAAAGGAGUUCUCGCCCGAGGAGAUCCAGGUCCCAUUCUAGAGGUCAUAAGCGUUCGAGGACAAAGAGCAAAACGCCGCCACGGGACAAGAAGCCUGAAGAAGCCAGACCGAAGGAAAAGGACAAGGAGAACCUUUACAAGGUUAAAGAAGAUGAGAAAGAAGGCAGCUCGAAACACAGGUCCAGAUCGAGAGAUCGCAGGUCCAAAUCUCACGAGAGGAAACGCUUCAGAUCGAGGUCAAGGAGCAGGCGGAGGAAAAAAGACGAGAAACACAAAUCCAGGGAUCGAUACCCUCGAAGGUCAAGAUCGCCAAGAAAGAGUUCAAAAUACCGAAGUGACGGGCGAAGUAAUAGUAAGGAUGAAUUUUUUAUCGAUAAAUCCAAACUGUUAGAAAUAGCUAGGAAAAACGCUUUGAAUAUGAUGAAACAAGGUCAGGUCGGCACUGAUUUGAACAAAGUCGCUGCAAUCACAGCUGGUGGGAAAACCGUCGAUGAGCUUACAGAUUUUUGCAAGCUAUUGAGCCAGAAAGAAGCUACAGGGCAGGAGUCUGUUAGUUCGGAAAGCUCGAGCGACAACGAGAAUGAAAGGCCAUUUCACCAUCCUUUUCAGCUGAAAGAAAGACCAAACAAUAUCGUUAUGAAUAUUAGAAAUUGUGCUGCGUUGCCUGUUAAAAGUCAUCAGGAAAAAACAACAGAACACGCACAACAGUUAAGACUGCAGUUCCCCGUUUCGAGCGGGCAACAUCAUAGAAAGACUGAGAGUGAAUGGGUACCAGUUGUUGGCUCGAAAGCCAGCGAAAUGAAAGCGAUAAUGCCCCCGUCACCAAAACCCGAAACGGAACUCUUCCCCCUUUCAAAAGAGCCAGCCGUCGAAAAUCCCACCAUCUCAUUCGCCAACAUCCCUCUGCCGCCGUCCCUCCCACCAGCCGAGGACCAACCCCAAGUCCAGAACAAUUAUGCUCUGGGCGCUGUCAUAUCCGAGAGGCUGGCGGCGAUAAGGAAACAGCAGGAAGUGACCAACGCCCUCUUACCCUAUCAACAAAUAGACUUACUCAAUAAGCAGGUGCAAAUGUGGCCUGGGGCGGAGAAUCAAGCAGGCUUAUUCACAGGGAGCACAGGAGCAAGAGUUUUGUCCCAGGCAGAGCUAGCAUCCGGACAACAAGCUUGGGCGAGAAAGGAUCAGCUCAUAUCUGCGCAGCCCGUCUGCGGUGGGAUGGGCAUGUCGCUGUUGCAGAAGAUGGGCUGGAGGCCGGGCGAGGGCUUGGGUAAGAACAACGAAGGUACGCUUGAGCCCCUGAAACUGCAGGUCAAGAUGGACAAACGAGGGCUUGUCUGCGCUGAAGAACUGCCAAAGAAGCAGCGGGUGCUCCAGCCUCCCAUCAAACCUCCAAAUACCAAAAACGGCAACACUGGCAAUGUCAAGUCAAUUGAAGGUAAACAUCCUGUGUCUCUCUUAGUCGAGUACUGCACAAGGAGGCACUACCCGCCACCCGUGUUCACCGUCUGCUCCGAGGAAGGACCAGCGCACAAGAAAAAUUUCAUCUUCAAGGUGACCGUGAACGGCAUCGACUACCUUCCGGCGUCGCCAAGCCCAAACAAGAAACAGGCGAAGAGCGAAGCGGCUUCCCUCUGCCUCAAAAAGCUCGGCCUCCUUCCGUUUGCUUCCUAAUGUGAUCCGAGUGUACAGUUUGUAAAAAACAUUUUCUUUUUAUUUUAAUUAUUUUUAUUUUUAAAAAAUGUAAACUUGAUAAAUUAGACAAACAAAAA